AUGAGGGGACAAUCGCGGGACGCAGGCAACGCGAAGAGGCGAGGCGCGGAAGCGAGAGGGCGGGAAGUUGGUCGGCUUUCUCCGGGCCGCUUUGCUGGAAGGACGGAGAUGCGGGAAGACAGCGAGCGUCCUGUGGAGAGAGAAGGCGAGAGGCAGAGUCGAAAACUGGCCGGAUCUGGAGAACGGAAAAUCUUCGACGUCCGGCGCACGUCCCCCGCAGACCGUCAGGCCUUCGCAGCUGCAUGCGCAGCCCGCGGCCUCCCGGCUGUCGAGACACUCCAGAGUGUGAACCUCCGAGCAGCCUUUCAGCGUUUGUACCGGAGCGACGCCUCGUCCUUCUUCUCCUUUCUCGUCAACCAACUGGAAGGCGCUUCGCCGCAUGCGCCUCCCAUCGCGGGGCCUUUCUCCCAGGCGCAUGUGGACCGCGGCGCGCCGUCCGAGAGCUCGCGCGACGCUUCACUGCAUCCUCGAACAGCGGUCGCUGCGCUGUCUUGCCUCGCGACCUACGCCCACUUGGACCAGUGCGAGGUGAGGCUCGUGCACGUGCCGUCUCCUCUUUCGCCCCUCGCGCCGGGUGCGCAGGUGGAGAGAGACGCCGCAACCUCAGCUGGGCCCGAGGCGGGAAACGUGGCAAGCAGCGGAAACGGGAAAAACAGGGCGCAGGAAGAGCGGAAACCGGCCGGGGAGGUGGGGACCGCAGUGGAGGCAGCGGAGGGUGCAGGGGCGAGCUGGGAGAACAAGGGUCGAAACGAGGUGGGCAGAGAAGGUGGAGAAGCCGAGGGAAGCGAAGAAGGGACACCUGAGCGAGAGGGACUGUGGCCAGGGCGCGACCGCGGAGACCAGGAGACAACGCAGGCGUUGCCGGCUUUGGAGACGAGAACGGACGCAACGGAGGCAGACCGCGUGGAACGUGGCCGAGAAGACUUCUUCUUUCAACUCACAGGAAGUGGUCCGCCGUGCACGCGCGGCACGAAGGAGCGUCUCUCUCUGCAGCUCAUCGAGCGUCUGAUGGAAAUCGCUGGGAGCAACCUGAAGAGCCUUCAGGCGUCGGACCUGACCUCUCUGCUCUUCGCUCUGGUUUCUCUCUCGCGUUCGCUUUCUUUCCCGCCUUCUUCGUUGCCCUUUUCCCCGUUUUCCGCCCCCCUCGCCUCCGCGGCUUUCGGUGCAUUUCCGCCGAACCCACCCGCGCGCCUGUUGCGGUUCUCCCGCCGAAUCCGCAGUCUGCUCGUUCGGCUGCUUGCCCGCCUCGCUGCAGUCGCCGCGGAUUUGGAUUCUCACGAACUCCUUCGAUCUUCUCUGCUGCUCCUCGCCCCCCUCGCGCGGGUGUCCCCGUCUGCCCCGCGUCCCUGGUGGGCCCACGCGGGCGCCGUGGAGAUGCCCGCCGUUGGGCUCGGGAAGCCCGGGCGGCAGCGCUGGGGCUCGGGCCUGUCGCCCAAGCCGGGCCGGCUCGGGCCCUUCGCCCCCGGCGGAGACACCGGAAGGGCCAAGGGGCCAGCACGCCGCUCGCGCAUGCACGAGGUGGUCUUUUUUCCGGGUUUCUCGCGCGAUGACUCUUCUCUGUCUCGGGACGCAGGUGGGCAUCCGGCCCCAGCUUCGUUCGUAGGAGAUUCCCCCCAACGCCGAGACGGAGAUAGCAGCAGUCCUGCCGGGGCGCCGACUCUCAGCGAUGUCGGUACACCCUCUAGACAGCCAGGAAACUCUCCUGGAGCAGCCGCGCCCGAGAUCGAGAGUCUGAUUUUGCUUCUUCAGCAGACGUUUCCGUCGUCGACCUCACCGGACGUUUUCACCGCCAGCGCCACGUACCUCGCGGAAGCGCUCGACAUCGCCGCAUGCAGAUUUGAAGGGGCGAGCCACGCUGCGUUUGGGCUCGCGAGCCCCAGCGUCUCUGUGUGCCACGGCCAGGCGCAGCGGAGCGGGGCAGCGUCUCUCUCGCGUGGGUCUUCACGUUCGGCGCCGCAGGAGACUCUCCGUGAAGCAGGCUUUGUGGAGCGAGAACAAGACAGCCAGGAGCGGGAGGAGGUGCGAGAGGCGAGGGCAGAGGCGGCGCUGGAGGUGCGAGGAACGGAAGCGUCUGGAAGGAAGGACGAGUGGGGAAAGGAGGAGGACGACCGGGGAGUGUCGGGUCUCUCCCAGGCCGCACUGGGAGUCACAGGGAGAGGUUGGAACGGCGAAGAGGAGGCAGGAGAACGGAGGAAAGAGGCUGGAGAAGAGCGACGAGUGUGGCGAGAAGACGUUGGAGAAGACAGCGAGUCGCGGGUGGAGUUGAUUCAGUCCAAGGUGACUCAAGCCUCAGAUGCGGACCUGGCCCAUGCCGCUCGGCGACUGCUCGAGGCUUGGGACGCGUGGCUGCCUCUUCUCCAAGCUGUCGGCGACUCCCCUGACCUCGCGGCUUCGUCGCCUGCUUCGCUUUCGCGUUUGGUCAACAUAGCGCUCCACCACCAGCGCUUGCUGCUCCUGGUACUCUCUGAGGAACGACGCCGGCGAGAGGGGGAGCUCGCAGAGACGCAUGCGCCGCUAGGCGACUCCAGCCGCUCAGAGGAGAUUCCCGAAAGUCUGGUGGGCAGCAGAGAACACAACGAAGACCGGGAAAGCGACGGAAACAAAGAAAACGAAGAAGACGAGGGCGACAGCGAGGCAAAUCCAGGGAAACGCUCGACUGCCACCUUGCGAGUGAGCGCUCCCCCGUUGGGUCAGGAGCCGGAAACUCCGAGUGGAGAGAAGGAUUUUGCUUGUGCGUCUCCUUCUUCUGCGUCUUCCACGUCGGCCGCACCGCCGCAGCUCGCAGCUUCUGUCGCCUUGUGGAGGCUGUGUGAGUCUCAGACGAUGAAGAGUUUGUCUUUCCUCCUUCUUCUGAUUGCUCGCAUGGACCGCCGUCGCACGCAGGCCUUGAGUCACUUUGCAGCUCUGCGGGAUGCAGCGGAGGCCUUCUUUUACGGGCCGUGGCAGGAGAGGGGCGACGGCGAGCGCGACGGGCAGAGACCGCUGGAGCGGGCGGGUCGGUGGGGAGUUUUUCCGGCUCAUGGCAAUUCGCAUGCAGUGGCGAGCCGCCUGCUGCGCGCGGUCGGGCCUCCGCAGAAAGCCACGCGCGACCGCUGGGGCCUGUCCGUGCCCGAGGGCGCGCGCCGCGAGAGUGGGGUGGCGAGAAGGGAGAGGGAAGUGCGCGAGUCGGAUCUCGACGAGUCGGAUCUCGACGAGUCGGAAGUGAAGCACCUUUGGUUGCUCUUUUCGGCUGUCGACACGGCGUCAGCCGCUGCAGAUUCGAGAGACGUUCAGAGAGAAAACACGCUGUUGUAUCGAACUGCGCUUGCAGGGAGCACACGGCGACACAAAGCCCCGGGCCGAUCGGACGCAGACCACAGCGAAGCGGCCGCAGAGAGCGGAGCGAGCGAAGGUCGACUCGAAGAAGCCGUUCGAAAAGCUGAACUGUUUUGUUUCAUGGCAUCACUAAACGAAGGCGGAAAACGCAACCUGGCGUUGCAGCGCCUGGAGACCGAGCUUCUCGAACUGGUCUUCUCCGCGUCGCCGUCCUCUCGGCUCUCGCUCCGGCCGCGGGACGAGCCCAGCCGCCCCACGCAGGCCGCGUCGGCGUCCGCGCUCGAAGGCGGAGAUCCAAAUCCACCUGCGGGCGCGUUCUCCUUCUCGCUCCUCCAGCGUCUCCUUGUGAGUGCCGACCGCGUCGACAGUCCGCAGCUGCUGCUGCUGGUGCUCGGCGAGAUGACGGCGCGGCUCCAGGCGGCAGCCGCGGCGGGCCACGACGCGGAGGGCGAUGCAGCGGCAAGAGACAGGCGCGAAGACGAGCGAAACGACGACGCUCGCAAGGCCGGGGGGACGGAGGGGCGUGGCGGGGCGGGGAGCGCCGCGCGAGGCGCAGGACGAGGAGAUCAUCUACGGGACGAAAAAGGAAAAGGCGAAAGCGGAAACAAACACGCUCAGCUGAUAGGAAAGGCGCUCACCUUUCUCUUUCGAUGGAUGGGCGGUGCACAGCGCAACGGCGCCCUGGCGGCCCUGAGGGACACUCGAAAAGAUGGCGAAGGUGAAGACGCGCUGCUGCCGGCGGGCAAGGACCCCACGGAGAAAGGCAGUCCCCUUCGCCAGCGCAGGCUUCUCGUGGAGGCAGAGAAAGACGUUCCCCUGAGCUUUCCUGAAGGCAGGAAGCUUCCCUCUUCUCUGGAAGAAACGCGAGCGCUGCGCGCUUUGAGCGACAAUGCGAUUCUCGACUUUGCACUCGCCGCCACGCACUGGGCGACGCAAACCAAAUUCGCAGGCUUCUCACCCACAGACCUCGCCCUUCUCACGCAUGCGCUGGUGCCCUUAUGGCGGGCGAUGCCUCUCGCCACUGCUGGGGGCCCGUCGGGUGCGCACGCGGUGUCUCCGCGGCCGUUGGCGGCUCGGUCGGGCCCAGACCGCCUGACCGAAGAAGAGGCAGAAAGCGCGUGCCAGGGGGGCGGCGGACGAAAGCGAGGAACAGCUGGACGCGAAGCGGGAGGCGCCCGCGAGGAUGCGCGAGGAUCCGGUCAAAGGGCCCGCGCUGAAGAACUCAUCGAGGUAGGAGAAACAGCCGUGGGUGGGAGGACAACGCAGUGGAGUGGUUCUUCUUUGCACGGGUGCGGGGCGAGAUCUCGCGCUGCACAGAUGCGGGAAGACUUUGCCUUUUCGGACCAAGAACAAAGGGGCGAGUUUCGUGGGCGUGAAUGGGCGCGGUGCGUUUAUCCUCAAGCUCCAGUUCCACACGCGAUGUUUCAACCUCUGAUUUUUGUCUGCGCUCAGGGAUACUUUGCGGCCCUCACCGAGGUGACGUGCUCCCAUUUGCCUGGCCUGCGGUCGCUCGCGUUGUCGACGGGGUGCUCGCCUUCGCGUCCGUCCUCGCCGACUCUCUCUCUUCUCGCCUGGAAACCGCCUCUCCUCUGUCUCCUGCUUCACUGUCUUAUUCGGAUGACCCCACAGCUGACUCCGUCCCCUGGGAGAACCUCGGCUUCGUGUGAGCCGUCUGUCUCCGCUGUCUCUUCCGCCUUGUCGACGUCGCCUCCUGGCCCCGCUACCACGGCUGCCGGAAGGGGGCUAGACGCGUGGGAAGGCCUGUGCGAGUCCCACAGACGUCUGCUUUCUUCGUCGUCGCGCUCCGCAUCGUUCGCGGCCUCUUUCGCCCCCUCGCCGCUGCCUGCAUCUUCUGGAAACGCUUCGUCGCUGUCUGCCGACUCGCUCGUCGCCACGUCCCCGUGGGCCUGCGUGCUCCUGCCUGCCGUCGCAGAGGCGCUCAGCGCCCUCGUCCUCUUCCCGCGAUCAGUCGUUCACGCCGCGGAGGCGAGCGCGUCUGCGUUGAAGGCCCUCGAGGGCAUCAUGCGGAACGGCUCGCCAGAUCUGCAAGCCUCAGAAACUGACGCUAGCUGCGCCGAGCCUGGCAAAGGCCCGAGCGUAGAGGCUGCACUGGCAAUGAGGAACGGCCGCGAGAACGCAGGCGAGGGCGCCGACAGCGAACUCAGGACAAAGGCCCAUUUUCACAGCGCGCAUGAGAGAAAGAAAGAACCUGCGCAAGCUGCAGGUGGGAGGGAGGCCACUUGGUCAUCUGUCUCUGGUGCGGCGUCCUCUGUGUCUCCGUCGUCCGCUCCUCAGGCGGGUGGAGGACUGCACUCCGAGACCGAAUCCGGGCCAGAUUUGUCGUUCCAAGCGGGAACGCCGGGAGCGCGAGGCGCAAGCGAGAGAGGAACCGACCGCGACACGAUAGGGACCGCCCCCGGGGGGGAGGUGGCGCCGCUCCCUGUGGCAUCCAACAACGGCGAUGCGGUUCCCUGCUUCCUCUGUUCCCUCCGGAAGGCCUCGGCGUCGGCGUCGUUCGGCGGCGCGGCUUCGUCUCCGGAUCGGCUUCUGGAUGACGCAGUGACGGCGACGCGACUACCUCUCUCGCUUUCGUCGUCCUUGUUCUCUCUCUCGCUGUUGCCAUACCUCGCAGACCGUCUGGCGUCGCAGCUGGCCGCCAAGAACCUGAGCCGGCCUGUGCGUGCGCGCCUCGCAGAGCUGCUAAAGUCUUCGUCGUUUCCUUUCUCGCGGCCGAAACUGUUCAUCAGCCGUCUCGAGUUUCGCGAGCUCGGCUCCGUCCUCUGGGGCCUGGACAAGGUCUGCGUGCACAACAUGCGCGACGCCCAGAUCCGUGGGGCAGCUCUGGCGAGGCCCGCGGAAGGCCUGGCAAACCAGGAAGGGGCUCGCACCGGGCGUGCGUCAGAGAUCCUCCCCUCUCGAGACUUCACCUCGCCCCACACGGCGUCUCCUGCGCCUGCUUCCGCGGCUUCCUUCUUGUGGGGGAACGUGCACGGGACCUUGUGGGAGGGCGGAGGCGAGAAGGAGCGCGUCGCGCGCGAGCAGGAGAUGGCGGAUCGUCAGCACACGCAGGCUCGCGAAAGACACUUUCUGCCUUGGGGCGCAACCCUCGCCCUGGACACGCUGCGGAGACCCGGCGGUUUCUGCCACAAACUCGCGCUGUACUUUUCGGCCUCUCUGCGGUACGAGGAACGGCGCCUCCUCCUCGCGUACGCAGCGUCGCCGCUCUCGCAGGUCCGGCCCAGCCCUCGCGGCGGGGCAAAGACCGGAGCAGAGGAGACACAUGGAGACAGGAGAGACAGCUGCCAGGAAGAGGGACAGGAAGAGGGAAAUGUUGUGGUAGAAGACAGCGUGGACGCCCUCGCGAACUACCUCGUUGCGGAGCGCCGGCGGCCAACUGGCGGGGCCUUCAUUCGCUUUGUCAGAUGGAGGGAGGGCGACGAAGGACAGGGCGGGGCGACUCCACGCAGGGGAGACGGGGAGGAAGCCGCGCUGAAGGGGCUGACGGCGGAGGAACGAACGGAAGGUCGAGAAGAUGGAGGCGGCCUCGGCCCGUCCGGUGCCCAACGCCGCCAAUCGGAACAGGGGGAGGCGGAAGAUGGUCAGGCGACGGCAGGCGAUGGGAGGGAUACUGGGGUCUUGACGCCGCAACUGCAGAAGGCGGAAGACGGGGUCAAAGGCGACAGUUCUUUCCAGAUCGGAAAAGACGAAAGAGAGGAGAAGAGACUGCGAAAGCGAUAUGAAGACGUCGUUUUCUGCCGUCCGUUCAGAGGCGUCAUCGAGGCGCGAGAUCUCCCCCUCAGCGACUCCUGGCUCUCUCCUCCAGGCGUGACUCUCAGCCUCCUUGUCAACUCGCACGUAACCCACCUCACGUGCGGCCUCGUCGACCUCGUAGCCGCGACAGUGGAGUGUCCUCUCCAUCUCCUCGACCUCGAGCCCGUUCAGCUCCAGCACACUUUGCAGCCGAUUGCACUUCUUGUGAAGCCCCACGGCAAGAAGUCUCCUCCGUAUGUUGCCUCAGUUUCCGCCGCGUCUCGGCCUGCUGCCUCGCCUGUCGCUUCCGCUGUCUCUGCGGGAAGUCCCCCGUGGACAGUUGUCCCUACAGCGGCGUUCCUCCGGGCCGCAACGCUCGCGCUUCUCCGUCAAAGUGAAAAGCUUCUUUCUUCCUUCACUUCGCUUUUCCCGCGGGAACCCGCCGGGGCUCGAGGCGGGGUGCGUGCGCCAGGUAGCAGAACCGAAGGCGAAGACGAAGCUGACGGGGACGAGAAAGAGACGGACGCGCAGGGAGUGUUGCACUCGCCCUUGGUAAAGCGGCUGUCGCUUCAGUUUUCGUCGCUUCUCUACAGUGCGCGAGCUCUCGCAGUUCUUCUCGACGCACAUUGCAGUUACUGGGCGAGGAAGGGCGACGCGCAAAAGAAAGCAGAGAAGAAACCAGAAGGCGAAGGCCAACGCGCCGACGCCGAGCAAGAGCAGGGAACGGCAGAGCUCGAGGGGGAGAGGGGUGGACCACGAGGACCAAAGCCGGGGUCAAAGGUGUCGCCUCCCUCACCGUCUCUCCCGCGAUUCGAUGUCUUCACAGUGUUCCCCCAGUCGUUCGAGAGGGAACUGCAGGCCUUCCUUUCGCUCCUGAGUUCUCUUCUCGUUACGCCGCCUCUGAUGGCGUCGGUUUCGUCGUCUCUCGCCCUCCUCACCGCAUGCGCAGAGGUGUGGGGGACGCUGGGGCAGAGGGUGGCUCUGCAGCCCAAGACGAGAGAGGCCUUGCAAGCUCUCGCGCCGUCCGCAGUUCGGUUUCUUCUCGACCACGGCGAAGGGGACGACGCGACCGAAGGCAGGGACAGGCGCCGAGAGACACACCGUAAGGUUCGAAGCCGAGGAGCGAGCGUGCGAGGCAGUGGAGACGAUGCGGGGGGCGAUGUGCGCCACUCCAAGCGACGCCGAGAAGCCGUGGAGGCUUUUGGACGGCGCGUGCGUGCAGGCGAGGGCGGGUGUAGCGAGAGAGAAGCUGAGGGGAGAGAAGAAGAGGACGCAGCGUACUCGGCCGACGAGGCGAGAAGGCGAGGUGGUGGGUGGGGGCGGGCAGUCCCUUCGUGGGCAGAAGCAAAAGACAAGCACGGCUUUGCGCUUCAGGGUACCCAUGGGCGACUGCACGGAGGUCCCCUCCGAGGAGACACGGCGGGGACAUUCUACCGAGGAGCCGUGAACAUGAAGAAGAAAGUCGAGGCGCGAGAUCGCGAAGAAGCGAGUCUCCAGCAUCUGUCGGCGGCUCUUCAAAGCCUGCGAGAAGUCACAUCGCUUUCCUCAGACCUCCCCAAGAAGUGA
Neospora caninum is the source of this 8631-nucleotide messenger RNA. RefSeq lists its product as hypothetical. The transcript has 5 exons. NCBI's taxonomy places the organism in Eukaryota, Apicomplexa, Conoidasida, Eucoccidiorida, Sarcocystidae. Bases 1 to 8631 code for a protein of 2876 amino acids. The record is from RefSeq and is a predicted model, not a curated record.